Messenger RNA from Racocetra fulgida, 507 nucleotides. The record is from the annotation of a GenBank genome assembly. Lineage: Eukaryota; Fungi; Glomeromycota; Glomeromycetes; Diversisporales; Gigasporaceae.
AUGCAAGAACGUGAACUUUUUACAUCUGUAAUAAUCAAUAAUAUUAAAGAUUCAUCUGAAAGAUAUAUCAUUGUGCAAAAACUUUAUAUUCAAUAUUCUAAUAAUAAUGAAAUUGAAAUUACCCCUGGUAAUGUUCGUCAAACUUUACCUGUCGUGAGUUCUUCGUUGCCGCCUUCACCGUCUCCAUCUCAGCAACAUGAGAAAAACACUUUCUCCCCCUUUAAUGCUAAUGCUUUUACGCCAGCUCAACAAGAUGCACAAUAUACUUCCGUUGCACUCCUCAACCCUGAGCUCCAAUCACCAUUUAAUGCCCUUACGUCAUCUCAAGCAUCGAGUCCUUUCUCCGAAAACUCCUAUUGUAAUAUUCCACUAUUUAAUCCAUUUACAUCAUCUCAAACAUUGAGUACUUUCUCUGGAAACUCUCAUUAUUGUAAUCCUCCAAGUAUUUCACCUUUUAUGUUUGAAUAUGAAGAUCCUUCCUUUGUGCAAAUAUAUAAAAUACGGUAG